GACGACACUCCCACCAGGUUUGUCAGGAAUUGGCUCAGCUCCCUCCCCUACAACAUCGACGAGCCUUCCACAACCGACUUCGAAGCUGGUCCGCCGGCCCUGCAAAAUAGGACGAGGAAACGUCACCGAAUUCUUACGCCGCCCGAUUCCGUAAACAUGGCACCAUCAUCCCCACUCAAACGGUCGCAACUGGGUGACGAAUCCCAUAGCAUCUCAACCUCGUCAGAUGGCCACGCUUCCGCCACCAGCCUGGAAGCAACACCAAGGGCGAGUCUCCCACAGAGAAUGCCGGUGCUUAGCGAUGCCAGUAGCCAGCUGUCGGGUAGCUCCACGGGGUCUAGAUCGCCGACGAAGAGACGUAGGAGAACAGAUCGAAACCCGCAUAGGGUAAGACAUUUCGACAUGAGCGCCAACGCUCCCUCGUCGUUGCGCGAGAUAUGGAAACGAAUAAGAGAGUACUCCCGGGGAGUGGGCGUAAUCGAUUUCUUGGAAAAGGAGAAUAUAGACGAGGCGAAAAAGAUUUGUCCCGAUAUGGAAGAGAUCAGAUAUUCGCUCUACUUCGACGACGCCUCCGUCAACACAACCGAUGGCUUGUCCCGACGCGUUCUGGGACCGACUCCCACGACACAGCAGGUGACGGAGAUGGUGUCCAGAGCCAAGAUGUGUCGUGACUAUGAGUUCGACGAGGCGGGCUGGAACACCAGUCUUCAUCACCACGUCAUCAAUCUGGCGGUACCGGAGUUUUACCAAGCGACAGGCAAACUUGUCUACAUGAUUCCGUGCACGAGUGCAAACACCCUUCCGGACCUUGUUCAGACAAGCGCAUUCCGGAAAGUCGAUUUCUGCCUCUGCAUCGAACCCACUGGUGCCGCCGCCCAAGCCAUCAAUAGAUUGGUGCUGACCGAGACGCCGUCUAUCAACCACACAGAGUACGGCGCCCUGAAAACACGUCCGAUUGGCCUUAGUAUCGAGACGAAGCUUCAGGGUGAAGGCCUAUCGGUCGCUGAGGCCCAGCUCCUGACCUGGCAUGCGAGCCAAUGGCGCAUGCUAGAUCGUCUCAUGGCCGGCACCGUUCCGCGGAUGCCACUGAUCGAGUUCCUUCCUGGCAUCAUUGUCCAAGGAAACGACUGGUUAUUCGUAGCGAGUACGAGAGAUGGAGAUGAAGUGACGUUGUGGUCGAAUCAGAUGAUUGGCUCGACAAGUGAACCGCUGGGGGUGUAUCAGAUUGUCUGUGUGCUCCAGUUUCUGAUAUCCUGGAUCGAGGACGUUUACUGGCCUUGGUUUCAGCAGGCCGUACUAUGCCUUCAUCCGGAGCCUGUGUAG
Messenger RNA from Colletotrichum godetiae, 1323 nucleotides. RefSeq lists its product as uncharacterized. NCBI's taxonomy places the organism in Eukaryota, Fungi, Ascomycota, Sordariomycetes, Glomerellales, Glomerellaceae. The transcript is spliced from 4 exons. The record is from RefSeq and is a predicted model, not a curated record. The annotation marks the transcript as partial.